GCUCUCUCUGGGUGAAUUCACACUUUUCCGGGGCAGGUCUGGACAGCCACACUGCGAUCAGACUGGGGAUUCCAGACGGAUGAGGCCCAGGCAGGACCUGGGGCAGGACAAUGACCAGUGUGGGCAGCAACCUCAGCACCAGGAUAUCUGCAGAAGACCAGAAUGUAAAAAACAGUCCUAUCUAUAAAACUGCACUCCGUCACUUCAAAAUACAUAAGCUUGAGAUUUCAAAAGCAAUAAAUAAGUCAUUUCCUUUCCUUGAACUCCUUCGUGACCGUGGAUUCAUCACCAAUAAACUGUAUGAAGAUUGUCAAGAAUCUCAUAGAAAUCUGGUCCCUUUAUGGAAAGUGGUGUACAAUGUUCUUAGUGAACUGGAGAAGACAUUUGACAUGUCACUACUGGAAGCAUUGUUCAGCGAGGUCAACAUGAAGGAAUACCCUGAUUUAACUCUCAUGUGUACACGCUUUGAAAAUGAGAUCCAGCAGAAAAUUUAUCACCAAGCAAGUGAUGGGGAAAAGCUUGCAGAGAACCCCAACAUCCAACUAAGCCUUGAACAAGAAUCAGAGCCACCAGCACAUGCACAUGGAAGUGAGAAGUGUUCCUGCGUUAUGUGCUUCUCAAAAGAUGUGCCAGGUCUGGAGCCAAGGACUGAAAAGAGUCGAGAUAAUGCAGGUCUUGGAAACAACUCUACUUUGGGAAAACUCAAGAGAAAAAGAAAAUCAGAGCCACCAGCACAUAGAAAUGAGAAGUGUUCCUGCGUUAUGUGCUUCUCAAAAGAUGUGCCAGGAGGUCUGGAGCCAAGGACUGAAAGGAGUCAAGAUACUGUGAAUAUUGGAAAGAACUCUACUUUGGGAAAACUCAGGAGGAAAAGAAGAAAAAAGAAAGGGCAUUUCUGGACAAGAUAUAAACGGAAGCAACAGAGAAACAUACAUGAAAGAGGGAAAAAGAGAGGCAGAUGUAGAAUCCACUUAAAUAGUACUAACAGAGCCCUAAGGAAGAGAGUCCUGUCAAGAAGCAAUAAAGGGUCAAGAAAGCACAGAGAUAACACUGUGGAUUUUCGCUCUCAAAUACUUCCUGUGACCUGUGGAUAUGUGAAAGGGAUGUUGCAUAGGAAGAGAUUGAAAGAAGGAGUCAUGAGGAAGUGCAUACAGAGUGAGGAUGGCAAUUGGUUCACCCCCAGAGAGUUUGAAAUCAAAGGAGGCCGUGCAAGAUGGAAGGACUGGAAGAGGAGUUUGUACUGUGGCAGGAGACCCCUACGAUGGCUAAUGGAGAAAGGAUUUCUAUGGAAUCCUCCAAGAACAUAUGGAGGGAGAAAAAAAGCGGGGAAUAUCAAAGUCUCACAGCAGUAUCUUAGAUGACCCGUGUGUGGGAAACUCAGACAUAUGCGAGAUCUGCCUUGAUGGAGGAACGCUCUUCUGCUGUGAUACUUGUUCCAGAUCCUUUCAUGAGCACUGUCAC
Messenger RNA from Artibeus jamaicensis (Jamaican fruit-eating bat), 1458 nucleotides. RefSeq names its product SP140 nuclear body protein like (gene SP140L). NCBI's taxonomy places the organism in Eukaryota, Metazoa, Chordata, Mammalia, Chiroptera, Phyllostomidae. Gene Ontology annotation, molecular function: DNA binding; DNA-binding transcription factor activity, RNA polymerase II-specific. Gene Ontology annotation, biological process: regulation of transcription by RNA polymerase II. Gene Ontology annotation, cellular component: nucleus. The record is from RefSeq and is a predicted model, not a curated record. The transcript has 15 exons. Bases 111 to 1358 code for a protein of 415 amino acids.